Molecule: messenger RNA, 2890 nt
Organism: Anopheles bellator
Lineage: Eukaryota; Metazoa; Arthropoda; Insecta; Diptera; Culicidae
Gene: GlcT
Product: ceramide glucosyltransferase
Exons: 3
Coding region: 1112-2308 (398 amino acids)
Biological process (GO): glucosylceramide biosynthetic process
Cellular component (GO): membrane
Molecular function (GO): ceramide glucosyltransferase activity
Source: RefSeq, a predicted model, not a curated record
GUAUCGACUCGAUUGGGUGUAGUUCGGGCAGAUCUGUGCCAAAUCGCCCUCAAUGUGCCCCUCUUUAUUGCGGUUACAUACAACGGAGACGAACUAGCAAUGGAGGAUGUUUACAUUUCAUGGAAGGACACAAUCGAUCCUGCGCCCUGUGCAACUCUAAUCCGAAGGACUAUAUGCUCUACAGUCGCGACCCGAGGCAGUUUUCAUUUCAUCAAAUAAUGUUUUUCCGUGACACCAAUUACUAUUGAAGAAAGCCUCUCGCGGAAUCCAAUUACUAUUGAAGCCGACAUCCUGUUGAACCGCAUCCGAAACCUGUUACCAGUUACCAUUAUUUGAGCACCAAAAGUAAACUGUUUUGCAGCUUCUCAUACGUGACUCAUCGCCAAAAGGAAUCUUUGGUUGUGCAAAGUGGGCUCGAACAUAUCGCGGAAAAUCGAAUACGAUGUAUUCUUAGAAUAAGAUAUAACCCCGUGCAUUCCGGAAAUUGCGUAAAGUAGCGGCGGUAAGCAAUAGGACUACGGUUGAGCUAUUGACAAACGUACGAACGAAUCAUUGCGACCACUCGUGCCCUGAACUUUGGCCGAAGUGGGACAGUUCGAUCGUACAACGGUGACCGACCAUCACAUGACGUACCCGUGAUGCCGAUGCCAAGCCAAGACUGAAGCCGGGACGCAUUCGUUAUCAAGAUUGAAUUGGUUGAAACCUACGAGAUAAAAUCUACAGCUGCAGCAAAAUAGUGAGAACAAAAUCCUUCAUAGUGCUCAACGCAUGAACAUAUUUAAUGUCCACUUUCAUCGAUCGCCGGGUAUGACGGUGGUCAUACCGCCUUUAUCAUCACUGUCAAUGUAUUCGUCACCAACUUCGUUAUCACAGAGAAGAAACCAACGUCCAAGUACGUUACCCUGUGAUUAAACGUUUGCCUACUUCGCCGUCGCAGCAGUGUACCGGGAAGGAAUUCUUGCGUGCCAUCGUUCGACUCAGUCUGUACUAUGUACUUUAUGGCUCGGAAAGGAGUCGUUGCAGUGCAUAAGCGAUAACUCUUGAAAAGGCUUCGGUUGAAAGGUGAUCGUUCGGUGACUGCUAAGAGCCGGGGCGGUUUAAUCAUGUUACUAUGUCGCUGACAAUGAUCACCAUUAUACAUUGUCUUGCAAUUGGAAUCCUGAUAUUUUGGUUCGGAAAAUGGAUUAUACACCUCACGGCCAUAACGUACGGAAAGGUCAAGCUGCACAAGAAAGCAUCCCAGCAGCCGCGUGAAACGCCGUAUCCGUCGGUUUCAAUCCUGAAACCUUUGAUGGGCGUAGAUCCGAACCUGCAGAGCAACUUGGAGACGUUCUUCCUCAUGGAUUACCCGACCUACGAGCUGCUGUUUUGCAUCGAAUCCGAAGACGAUCCCGCAAUCGACGUGGUUAAUCGGUUAUGUGAUAAAUAUCCCAGCAUAGAGACCAGCCUGCUCGUCGGUGGUUCGAAUGUUGGCGUCAAUCCAAAGAUUAACAACCUCUACCCGGGCUAUCUGGUGGCCCGCUAUGAGCUGAUAAUGAUUUCAGACGCGGGCAUACGAAUGAAAAGCGACACGCUAACGGAUAUGGUGAACCACAUGACGGAGCAUGUGGGUUUGGUGCAUCAGAUGCCUUUCGUUUGCGACCGAGAGGGAUUCGCGGCUGCCUUCGAGAAGAUCUACUUCGGGACGGUGCAAUCGAGGAUUUAUCUGUGCGCCGAUCUACUAGGCAUCAACUGCCACACUGGAAUGUCGUGCUUGAUGCGCAAAGACGUCUUGGACCAACUGGGAGGCGUGCAAGCAUUCGGGUGCUAUUUGGCUGAAGAUUUUUUUCUUGCCAAGGCGUUCCACGAAAACGGAUGGAAAUUGACGAUCAGCAGCCAGCCGGCUUGGCAGAACUCCGGCAUUUGUGAUAUUAGUAGCUUUCAGGCACGACUGACCCGAUGGGCCAAGCUGCGUGUGGCAAUGGUGCCGACGACCAUUUUGCUAGAACCAAUGUCGGAGUGUAUCAUCGUUGGCAUGUUUGCGUGUGGUGCGGCCAAAGUGCUCUUUCGUUGGAAUCCACUGGUGUUUUUCCUCAUCCAUACGCUGGUAUGGUUCCUGUCCGAUUGGGUUCUUCUAUCCAUCAUACAGAAUGGCGCAUUACCGUUCAACAAAUUUACGUUUCUGGUCGGUUGGGCCUUUCGUGAAAUUAGCGGCCCGUAUCUGUUUUUCAAUGCACUUUGGAAUCCUGCCAUCAGAUGGCGAACCCGCGUUUACAAGCUGGCCUGGGGCGGAAUCGCGUACGAACUUACUUCUCAAAUCAAAUCGUAAGGUUAGCUGCUCGAUGCAAACAAAUUACCAUGUUCUGUCUUUCACGCCCCCCUCAACAUGUUUCACCCAUUUCGCUGCUAUUUAUCGUCCCACUUCUUUUAAUUGUUUUCGUUUCGAGCACAAAACACCCCAUGGAACGUUACGACUGAAUAAAAGUUGCCGAUCAUCUAUUUCGGCGCUGUUCAUAAAGUCGGAAGCCGGUCACCACGUAUCAUCCGUCGUUGAUAUGCUAUGAUGUUUUAUAGUUUUAGAAUGUUUUGUUUGGCAUUUGCUGUUUGGUUUUAGUAAUCUAGUGCUUUAUAUUUAUAAUGCAACAAGCAAAUGCUCGGUUUACGAACCCAACGUAUUCAACGCCAGAUCUAAAUGGUGUACCUUAAAGUUUCCGCCAAUGUUUUUCCCAUUGCACGAACACAUUCGCUUCUUCAUAUGAACAUUCAAAUAAAGCGGAAAUUGAUUUUUUUUUGUCGAUUGUCCCACUGUAAAUAAUAUUUAUAAACCAUGCGAAAACUAUUGAGUAAGUUGAAUCUUCUUUACGACAAAAACAUGAAAAUGAAAAGAAAGGAGAAUGAACAUGAAUGGAGA